Camelina sativa (false flax) is the source of this 1634-nucleotide messenger RNA. NCBI's taxonomy places the organism in Eukaryota, Viridiplantae, Streptophyta, Magnoliopsida, Brassicales, Brassicaceae. The record is from RefSeq and is a predicted model, not a curated record.
AUGUGGUUUGGAGAUGGUAUCUCGAUGCUUAUCCUGUCUUUGUCGCCUAGUGCUGGACACCCAAGAGAAACCAGAAGUGGUUUCAGUUUGCAGCAAUGGUUCGAGUACUGCCCGAAUACGAACAAGCGAAAUUGUCCGAUCUGUAAACAGAAGUGCUCUCUAAAAGAUCCGUGUCGGCUUUAUUUUCAGUCUUCUGGGGACCAAAUCGAUUCGAUUGCUUCUUCUAAGAAGACUGUUGAAAUCGAGGAAGAUCCGGUUUUGCUGAGAGUUGAAGUGAAGCGUCUCCAAGGGAAGAUCCAUAAUCUUACUUCUUCUCUUGAUAAUCAGAAAAAGGAGAAUUCUGAACUCUCUGAUAAGUUGCAGCAAUGCAAUGAGCAACUGAAAGAGGAUAAAGUAAAAAGGUGGGAGUCUCUGCAAGAAAUAUCAACGACUCAGCACUUGCUUAAGUUGAAAUCUGAGGAAUGUAUCCAGCUUACUUCACAGUGUGCUAAGCUACAUGAGAGAACUAUGGCUUUUGCCAAGGAGCUCGCAGCGCUUAAACUGGUUUCUGAUCUAAGCUUGGAGGAAGAUGAUGUCCUGAAGCUAGCCAUGUUGGGGAAUAACGCUAAGACAAAAGAUACAAUCGACACUCUAGUCAAGUCCUUGGUUAUCAGAAACAGGAGUUAUAAGGAAUUGUUAGCAAAGUGCAGUCAGCUGGGCAGAGGCGAAGCUCGAUCUUCUGAGAAACUAGAAAAAGCUCUGGAAAAGAUAGAUAUAUUAAAGAAGCGAAUGAGGGAACUUGAGUUGAUAACUGAAGAGAGGCAAAACAGAGCUCUUAGGAAUAUAAAAGCUUCAAAGAAUUGCAGCGAGAGAGAAGUUUACGAGCCUCCAACUGAGAGCCUGGCUUCUUUCAGAAUGCUUCCAUCUGACAACAUUGUUGAGAACAUCUCUACACCACCAUUAAGUAAAUUAGAGAAAAAGGAUGGCUUCACCAAUCAUGGAUCGUGCUUAAGCGGAAGAGAAGGCUCCUUCAGUACUAGAAGAACGGACUCUGUUAUCGAGGUAGAUGAUGAUGUUCCUGAAACCACCAUUUCUGGCAUCAGACAUUCAGAUACUAAUGUUGAAGAGAAAUGUGAUAAUCCCAUGGUAAGGGAUAUAAAGUUCAACAUCAGAAAUGACUCGACAUCAGCAGUCUCACCUGGCAGCAAUGGUGCUGGAAACAUUUGGUUGUCAAGCGGAACAAAUCGAAACCUUAGUAGAUGGAGCAAACAUGGAGAGAGAAACGAAGUAACUCCAUCACUAGGGCGUUAUGUUCAAAGCAAAGAUGAUCUGAUCGCUAUUGGACCCGAUGGUAAAGGUGGGAGAAUCAAAGUGCUGAGAUCUAAACCCCAAAUUUCGAGCGCCAAUGCAAGCUCAGGAAGUGGUAAGAGAUUCAAGCUUGGAACUAAAACAAGUGGUUCGUCCUCUCAAGGUUGUCUGCAGAUUGAACACUAUUUUGGAAGACCUAAUCGCUAAUUUGUCAGACAUCUGUUAAGAAACUUAACAUCUCGGAUAUGCUUUGCAUAAAUCAUGUACAAUUAAAUUACUCUUUCAUUGGUAUCUAAUGUAACUUUUUGUUGUGGCUAAUAAAACACUUGGGGACCUUAAGCGUUGUA